AUGAGGCUGCUGUUCCUCCUGCUCCUCUUCCUCGUUUGUCUAAGCCAGACAGCAUCAGGGCAUAGAAAGAGGAAGAGAUUCAUGGAAUGUGCGAAAAUGGGCGGAGCCUGCAAAUACCAACGGACCCACGGCUGCUCCAUCCUGCCUGCCGAGUGCAAGAACCGCUACAAACACUGCUGCAGAGUGUAG
This is a messenger RNA of Dipodomys ordii (Ord's kangaroo rat), 189 nucleotides long. RefSeq names its product beta-defensin 33-like. Bases 1 to 189 code for a protein of 62 amino acids. The record is from RefSeq and is a predicted model, not a curated record. Gene Ontology annotation, biological process: cell chemotaxis; defense response to bacterium. Lineage: Eukaryota; Metazoa; Chordata; Mammalia; Rodentia; Heteromyidae. The transcript has 2 exons. Gene Ontology annotation, molecular function: CCR6 chemokine receptor binding; chemoattractant activity.